Molecule: messenger RNA, 5595 nt
Organism: Hemibagrus wyckioides
Lineage: Eukaryota; Metazoa; Chordata; Actinopteri; Siluriformes; Bagridae
Gene: lrrc3ca
Product: leucine rich repeat containing 3Ca
Exons: 2
Coding region: 543-1349 (268 amino acids)
Cellular component (GO): plasma membrane
Molecular function (GO): protein binding
Source: RefSeq, a predicted model, not a curated record
AAGGACCAACAUCGUGGCUUAUCUUCCAAAACCACUUGUCCUUGAAGCCAUCAUGUUCUUCUAUUUCUUUCUCUGUAAUAUAAGCUUCUCACACUUGACCCCCCCCCGUCUUCCAGUGAUGCCUCCCUCCUUCAACUUUCCACUUUUUCUUCUUACUUGCUCAUUUUUUAACCCUUUGCCUUAACACACGGUAACGUCACAUUGUAAAAGCGUCCCGUUGCUUAUUCAUGAGUGUGAGAGGGAUGAUGUUACUCUUUCGACUUAUCUACGCGCUCCUUAUUUGCUCCGUCGCUUAAGCCACAUUAUCGCGAGGAGGUAAACCGACGCCCCUUUUGGCUGAACAGGGUCUCGGUUCAGAGCGAUGCCGCUGAAACUAUGGCUGGUUGUUUUGAAAAUCGAGAGGCGAUAAAGAUCUCAGGCUUGUUUCCUAGCGGACCUUUUGGCAAGGGUUGAUAAAGCAGUCCAUAAGGAGCUUUAAGGCCUGAUUGCAGCGCCUCCUCUUGACCCACAGUGCUCUGAAGGGAGUAUGCACCCAUUUCACCAUGCCUCUGCCGUCCUGUUGGCUGCUCCGGCACUCCGUGGUCAUGUGCUUGCUGCUGCACAGCUUGGUGUUGAUGACACUCUGCUUCCACCACGCAGCCACCUCCUGCUCCAAUCGUUGCUACUGCUCUGAGAGUGAGGGUCCAUCCGGGGGCAAGACCAUGCGGUGCAGCAACCUGCGCCUCACCGAGAUCCCACGGGACAUCCCGAAUGAUACACGGCGUCUCUACCUUGACUACAACCUGCUGACCAGUGUCCCUGCCAAUGCCUUUCAAGAUCUUCCUCUUCUGGCAGAACUCGAUCUUUCCCACAACAAGCUGGCACUGCUUGAGCCUGGAGCUUUCCGGGGCCUGGCUGCAUCGUUGCUAUUCUUGGAUCUGUCCUCCAACCAGCUGGCCACACUGGACCCCGAAGCUUUUGAAGGCGUGAGGGCUCGAUCCAAUCUGACCGGCAACCCCUGGCACUGUGACUGCCGGUUACAGACAGCACUUCCGCGCCUCGAUCUGGAGCCUGUGUCUCUUACCGGCAUUGUUUGCCAAACAUCAGAGCCUGAGGACUCAGGUGCCCAAGGUGUGCCCUUUCUGCUGGCCAAAGACUUGGACCUAUGCGUGGUGCUUAAAAAGACCACAGAUGUGGCCAUGCUAGUGACCAUGUUUGGAUGGUUCACCAUGGUCAUUUCCUACCUGGUCUAUUAUGUGCGGCAUAAUCAAGAAGAUGCCAGGCGCCACCUGGAGUAUCUCAAGUCUCUGCCCAGCAGGCAGGGUAAGUCUGAGGAAUCUUCCACCACCACCAUUAGCACUGUGGUUUGACAGCAGACCAUUGCUAAAGGGGGAAGGUUCUCAGGCAAGCAAAGGGCAGUGGGUACGCUCAGAUUCUGGCCUGGAAGCGGAACCAACAAGAGGCUUAUCAUCUCUGGAAAUAACAGGCGCUCUCCGGAUUAUCAGAAAGUGAAAGUAACCAGCCUUAAAAACAAACGUGGUGACUUAGCAGCCGGAAAGAUCCUGCUGCAAGACUUCCAUUUCAGGCUCGAAGGUAAAGACAAACCCUCCUUGCUAACAUAGCAAGAGAUUUGCAGGGGUCAUCUAAUCUUAUCCAGAUAAAUAAUUGAUCCAGGACCAGCCAGGCUCCAAGACUGCACUGGCAGAGUGGUUUAUUUGCUCAGAAUGCUUUAGAAAAAGAAGACGAGUUCUUAUUUUUCCUCCAGUUAUUUUUAAAAGGAUCCCCAUUUAUUUGCCAGAGCAUGUAGCAUAAAGAAAGCACUCUCUUCCAUUAUGGUAUUAACAUGAAAAGUUCUGAUGUUUAUCCCAAGGACUGUGGUCAAUUUUAUAACAGAGCCAUGCAUUAACCUACACAUCAGUGCUUUUUAACAUUCUGAAUAAAUGGUUAGUGAAAGUCAGUGUUUUGCUCUGAAAUGUACAUUUUGUAUAAUUUUAUAGCAGAACUGAUCAUACUGAAACAAAAGCAAAGGACACCAGCUGAGCUGGAACUUUCUGGCUCUUUCAGGGGAAAUUACCACAAGAGCAAAAUGCUUUCUUUUUUUCUUUUUUUACGUUUACAGAUGAAGUGUACACUGAUCAUGCCGAAUACAAUCAUUGAUUGUGUGGUUCCUAGUCCUGGUCCUGGAAUUUCCCUGCUCUAAUAGAGUUAAACCAACUAAUUAAUGCCAAACACUGAUGCUGAAUUGGACGUUUUGUUGGACCGGUGUCUAAUGUUCUCUCCCACAUUCUAUCCGUGUCUGUGUGGUUUUCCGUCCAGAUUCCCCCAUAUCCUGACAGAUGGAUUGGCUACACUAAACUGCCCCUUGUUGUGAAUAUGUGUGUCAGAGUGUGCAUUCUUGUUGCCCUGUAAUAGGCCACCAUCCCGUCCAGUGUUCCUGGGAGAGGCUCCAGAGCCACCCUGACCUGGAUGAAGGGCUUCCUUAAGAUAAGCAAACAAGCCAAUCAAUAGAUGUCGCUAAUCCAUAUUUUUGCUGUUUGAUGCACGAAGCCUGACAAAACAAUUUCAUCUAACAAUGUGGGACUGAGCUGCCAGAUAACUGAAUUAUUUGUGAUGGUGCCAUCAGUUUUGUUCAUCUGUCUUGCAGAGUGACUGAAUCACCGAUUGAUAGCUCAUAUGAAGAAAUAGACUUCCUGAAAUGUCCAUGUGUUAUAGUGAUGAUAAUUUGAUCAUGCUGUCACGUGAGUCAUGACAGAAACACACAGAAACAUGCAGAAACACACCCACACACACACACACCAAAAUCCUUCACUAUAUUUAAUAUUCGGCUUUGCUUAUAUUUUACUUUACUUAUAUUUGGCUUUUUUUCCAAUCUACAUGUGAUUUUUUUAGCUUUUUGGAACAAGGAGGGGUUUUAGGUUUGGGUCACUGGUGUAUUAGAGGUCACUGGUGUAUUUAUUUUUUGGUGUUGGGGAAAUUCACAGGCAUUUAUUUCAAGAUUUGGGAGAAAUUAGAUUUAGGUGUAUAAAAUUGAUAUUUAUAUUCAAUUAACAGAAAGGAAGGUAUUUAUAUUUGGUUUUUGGGCAAUUACAGGUAUAAUAAUAAUAAUAAUAAUAAUAAUAAUAAUAAUAGGAGAACAAAUAGUGUGUUUGUUCCGCAACACACUGAACAGCAUCAACCCACUACACAUUAGCCUGUGUGAUAUUUCUUCAUCCUACCAUGACCAGCAGGAACAAGAAAAACUUGCACUCUGACAUAUCCAUCAAUUGUAUAAGGAAAGGCUCAGUUCACUGAGUUUUUCAAUAGACAGAGCUGUCUGAAUGGAGUAGAGUGUGAAAGCCCUUGUUUAGGCAUGGCUGUACCAGAACUGCAAACAAUAAGACUAACUAACUAAACUACUAAAAACAUUUCAGUGGAAAGUUCUUUGUAUUAAGAGCUGAGUUAAACAAAUGAUUCAUUCAAUUUUCUGACCUUCCCCUUCAAAUGAUUCAAAUGAUUUUCCACCCUACAUGUAGUUCACACCUCUGGGGUUGCCAGAUUUUUACUCAGUAGCAUCCUGACUUUCUCAACUGUCUUUAAACAUCAGCAGUUGCCUUUAAGCCUGAAAGGAUUCGAGGUCAGAAAAUGCAGAUUGUACAAGAAAAAUAAGCUUAUUUUUUUAGAACCUAAAAGCGAGACAACUUACAAAUGAAAAGCGGACGUGUGUGUGAAAUUGCUGCAUGAAUAAUCCUAGUUGUAAUUAUCGCAUCAAUCACUGAAGCAAAUGUGGUUGAAUUGAACAAAAUGGCUUCAUCAUUCAGCAGCACACAGAAUAGCAGUUGAUCCCACACAGAAAUUUUUAUCUGAGGCAGAGUGAAAAACAAUUACUCUACACGAGUAUAGUAAACUGAGGACAUGAAAUCAUUAUGAGAGUGCUGGAUUUUUUAAACAAAUGGUUUUUUUUGUUCCUUUAAUGCGCUCGAAUGGGACUGUAAAGAAAACGUGCCCACGGUUUGAAGAACAAGCUGACCAGGCAGUCAUCUUCUACUCAUCACUUCAAUUUAAUUCGUGACUCCAUUCAUUAAAAAUUCAUUUUGGAAAUAAGCGAAAUCUCCCGUAAACGUGAUUUAUUAAGUAAUAAUGUCAGUUUUAUGUAUUUUAUAUUGGCCUCGAAUGAUAUUCCAUAGCUGAACCAUGCGUAUUUUAUUGUGACUAUAACACACACAGUAAAAUUAAUUGAGGAUGGCAUGUAACUGAAACACGUCUGUUUUGGAGAAACCCUGCACUGUAGGCGUAACUCUCACACAGAUUCUAAACUGUGCUUAAGUCUGAGGUCAGAAUACCGAUGUUUAACUCAACUCGGAGUUGAUGCCAGUUCAAUCUUGAUCUGUGAACACUUUCAGAUAGUCCAUUCAGCGUCCUCUUUCGAUAGUCUCACAGUGCGAUGUGAUAUCUUUGCUCAGACGUCUUUUGUCGAAUCGGUGAAAUUGGCCGUAACGUAAGACCAGCGAUUGUCCAGAACCUCACAAGUAAGGAACCAUUAGCUGUCUGCAACAGCAAAAAAAAUAAAUCCUACAGUCUUACUCUAUCCAUGUUUAUAUCAUUGAAUAUACCUCAUAAACCUCAUAAGCCCUCAUCCUGAUAAUUUAUUGGUCAUAGUUUACUUUGCUGUAGUGAAAUUGUGUGGCCUGAAGAUUAGAUGCUGUAUACGCAAAAGCUAUUAAAGUGAAUUUACUGGAAUCUGCCAAAUCCUUCAACCACACUGAGUCUUUUACCCCAGAGUCAUUCUGUGAGUUACAGGAGGGUUCCCCGACCUUUUUUGUACCGGACAUUUUAUCCGCAGCCCGAGGGGAAAUUGGGGGGGUGGGGGUGAUUGAUAGAGAGAGCUCUCAAGUGACAUUUGUUUUUGGGUCAUUUUAGCAUGGGUUAGCUUGCAGAACCUACUGAUGUAUGGAAAAACCCCCGACUGCGUGGGCAUGGGCGGAAGUGGCAAGUAUUUCUUUGCGGUCCAGUACCAAAUGAUCAUAUCACCAUAACGGCCUGGUGGUUGGGGACCCCUGAGUUAGAGGACCAGGACUGGAAACCAGCACUAUCGACUGUUUUCAGGAUGUAGACUUCUACAAAACAUCCAGCGCUGUGGGGUUUAUUUACUUUGUUACUCAUUUUGACUGAGCUAAAUCUUUUUUUUAUUUUUUAUUUUUUAACCCACCUCAGUUACUCAGGACUCCAAAAGCCUUUUUCAGGCUACAACAGGUUUGAGGUGCAGCUUUAAUGCUAAUCCUCUACAGACAGAUUUGCACAGAAACGCCACCAGUGAAAUGCGUUCAUCUAAAAGAGUGUUGUGAAUACGUUUAAACUUAAGAGGCUUAUGGAUUUAAAUAAAAAUGGAGAGUCACGCUGUAUUGGAUGAUUUAAUUAUGAUAUAAGGAAAUGCCUGGAGUUUUGACACUGUGCUCGAGCAGAUCCAAUGGAAUUUGAUGAUUGUUUUUUUUUUUUUCAGGUUUCAGUCAGUCACAUACGCAGAAUAUUCCAGAAACACUUUGUACUAUAAUUAAUUAUAAAAAUAUAUUUUUUACUUUAUACGUUGGAAUUGUUCCUCCUACAGUGUUCAGGCUGCACUUUAAUGGAAAAAAUAAUGAC